GCUGUAUAAUCCAUUCCCACAGUGCUUUACUCCUUCUCUUGCUGCUUUUCAAAUAUGUCGACGUUGUUAUUUCCCCUGCAAUGUGGAUAUCACUUCCAAAGAAGAAAACUAGCCGUGUUAUUACAGCAAGCCAGCUGCUAUCACCUUCUGAGGCACAACAAUGACCAGAAAAGUAGAACAUAUUACAAAAAGCAAAACACAUUCCAGGUUCCACAGUCAUGUAUAAGGCAGGCUGCGUGGCAAAAUGCUGGACCUGACAAUUGCAAACAGUUGUUAGAUGCUGCAAAGGGCCUGCAGGCGUGGCACAUAGUAGACAAGCGGACAUGCUGGCAUGGGAAUGCGGGUGGGCGUCUCCACUCUGAUCCAAAAAACGUGUUGAAGGAGGUACAUGCUGGCAAGAUUCUAGCAGCAAUGUUGUCAUAUGUUUGGCCAAAGGACAGGCCGGACCUCCGUGCUCGAGUUGCCAUCUCACUGGUGCUUCUUGCAAGUGCAAAGAUGAUGAAUAUAGCGGUUCCCUUCAUGUUUAAAUAUGCAGUAGAUGGUCUCAACCAGAUGUCGGGAAACAUGCUGAACCUGGAUGACGCAUCGAAUACAGUUGCAACCAUGGCAACGGCUGUUCUGAUUGGCUAUGGAGUUUCACGUGCUUGUUCGUCUCUUUUCAAUGAAUUACGGAAUGCCGUGUUUGGAAAGGUAGCUCAGAGCUCCAUCAGGAGAAUAGCCAAAAAUGUCUUUCUGCACCUUCAUAACCUGGAUUUAGGAUUCCACCUCAGCCGGCAGACAGGAGGACUCUCCAAAGCCAUUGAUCGGGGCACCAGAGGCAUCAGCUUUGUGCUGAGUGCUUUAGUCUUCAACUUGGGGCCCACUCUGUUUGAAGUUGUACUCGUCAGCGGGAUUUUAUAUUUUAAAUGUGGGGGCCAUUAUGCAUUAGUCACCCUGGGCACACUCUCAGCUUAUGCAGCGUUCACAGUGGCAGUUACGCAGUGGAGGACUCGGUUCAGAGUAGAAAUGAACAAAGCUGAUAAUGAGGCAGGAAAUGCUGCCAUCGACUCGCUACUCAAUUAUGAGACUGUGAAGUAUUUUAACAAUGAGAAAUAUGAAGCCGAGAAAUACGAUGGGUAUCUGAAAGUCUAUGAAGCGUACUCGCUGAAGACCACCUCGACACUCGCGAUGCUGAACUUCGGGCAGAAUGUUAUCUUCAGCGUCGGCCUCACUGGUAUCAUGAUUCUUGCGAGCCAGGGGAUCAUGUCAGGAAACCUGACGGUGGGAGACUUGGUGAUGGUCAAUGGGCUGCUCUUCCAGCUGUCUCUCCCCCUGAACUUCCUGGGCACUGUCUACAGAGAGACCAGGCAGGCCCUCAUUGACAUGAACACAUUGUUCCUUCUACUCAAUACCGACACCAAGAUUAAGGAUAAGGACCUGGCCCCUCCUUUGAUGAUAACUCCCCAGGACGCCACCAUCAAGUUUGAAGACGUGUAUUUUGAGUAUCAGGAAGGCCAGAAAGUCCUGAACGGCGUGUCGUUUGAAGUGCCAGCGGGGAAGAAGGUGGCCCUUGUAGGCGGCAGUGGGUCAGGGAAGAGCACAAUAGUAAGAUUGCUGUUCCGUUUUUAUGAACCCCAGAGAGGAAACAUCUACAUUGCUGGUCAGAAUAUCAGAGAAGCCAGUUUGGACAGCCUAAGGAAAGCGCUUGGGAUUGUACCACAGGAUGCUGUUUUAUUCCACAACACAAUCUUCUAUAACCUUCAGUACGGGAACAUCAAUGCAUCGCCUGAGGAAGUGCAUCAGGUGGCGAAACUAGCAGGAAUUCACGAUGCCAUCCUGCGAAUGCCCAAUGGUUACAACACACAAGUCGGGGAGAGAGGACUGAAACUGUCAGGAGGAGAAAAGCAAAGAGUAGCCAUUGCCAGAGCCAUCCUGAAAAACCCCCCUAUCCUCUUGUAUGAUGAAGCCACAUCUUCUCUGGACUCCAUCACUGAAGAGAAUAUACUAAGUUCUAUGAAAGAGAUGGUAAAAGAUCGCACGUCCAUCUUCAUCGCUCACAGGCUGUCUACUAUUGUAGAUGCAGAUGAAAUUAUUGUCCUGAAUCAGGGUAAAGUAGCGGAGCGGGGUUCUCACUACGAACUCCUGAGCAACCCAAACAGCCUGUACUCAGACCUGUGGAACACGCAGAACAGCAAGAUCCUGAGCAGCAAUGGCAAGCCGGAUGAGAAGAGCGAGAGGCUGACCAGGAAAGAGGAGGAGAGGAAGAAACUGCAGGAGGAGAUCCUCAACAGUGUGAAGGGCUGCGGGAACUGCUCCUGCUAAAGAGGGGCCAGCUGUACAGUGGAUAUUAGUUUGCUGCAGCGUUUUGCAGUGGUACUCAGGUGUGAGCUGUUUAUAGAACACAUUGACCUUCUCUCUUCCUGUUUUAUAAUUGUAUUUGGCUGUCCUUGGCAGCACAUUGGUUUGAAUCCAUGUUCAUAAGCCAAAUUUGUGUUCACAUAAAGCGAGACUGUCCUCCCAAAUGCUAUAUGUGUGUGUGUGUGUGUAUGUGUGUAUGUGUCUAUAUAUAUAUAAAAAAUAAAA
Molecule: messenger RNA, 2562 nt
Organism: Polyodon spathula (Mississippi paddlefish)
Lineage: Eukaryota; Metazoa; Chordata; Actinopteri; Acipenseriformes; Polyodontidae
Product: ATP-binding cassette sub-family B member 7, mitochondrial-like
Exons: 16
Coding region: 55-2301 (748 amino acids)
Biological process (GO): transmembrane transport; intracellular iron ion homeostasis
Cellular component (GO): mitochondrial inner membrane
Molecular function (GO): ATP binding; ATP hydrolysis activity; ABC-type transporter activity
Source: RefSeq, a predicted model, not a curated record